GGAUGUUGAAUAAGUCAAUUCUAAUUUUAUUUAUCAUUAUCAUGUUUAUUUUUUAAUUAGUCAUAGUUAGUUGGAUCCUAUUUUAUAGGAUCUGGAUCCUAAAUUGUAGUGCUUCCUGGCCUAUUUAUACUUAACCAUGUAGCAAAGAAUAUGCGUGUGAGAAAUACAAUAAUCUAAUUCUCUUACUCUCUCUGUACGUUGCAAGCUGCACUUUCAAAGUUUUUUUUUCUUUCUUUUGUUCCAACAUUUUGCGCAUUGUUAAGCAUUCACUAGUAGUUAAUCCUCAAAAUAUGGCAUUGAGACCAAACCGAGUAUGUUCUCUAAUUGAGAGGUUAGAAAUUCUUGGAACCAUUAGUUUUAAAAAAAGAUAACCUUAGCUUCCACAAGCGUAACUGCAUAUCAACAAUACCAAUUAGGAUUCCCUAAAAUAUUUGGGUUUUCCUGAGAGAAAUUGGGUUUGAAAUUAGGAAAAGAUGAACACUGUCAUUUAUUAAUAAAUAUAUGUUUAAUUUGGUGGUUAAAUGUUUUCUUUGACUUAAAACCUAUUUUGUUUCUUGAUUCCAGUCUUAUCCUUAACUGAAAUUUGCCGAAAAUUAGUGUGCGCCCUUAAAUGUUUGCCGGCUAAUAUAGAAUUAGGUGGAGUUUCUUGUAGAUGUCUUGAAAUCUUAAUUAUCUUUGUUUAACAUAAUUUAUUUAUUGCAUUCAAUACUGCUGAUCUGAUGGGUAUUUUUUUCAAAUGUGUAGAAUGAAAGUGUCUGGCAGCCUCAAGGAUCCCCCUUGGAGCAUGGUGCUGAAUCCUUAACAUCCUAUAGAGCUCGGGAAACAAAAGUUGAUGGUAUCGCGGAGCAAGUUGCUAGUGUUCCCCCAUUAAACAAUCCAGACACACAUGAUGAUAAUCCCCGAAGUACAUAUUCUAAUGUAGGAACUCCUAUUCAGGGUGCAAAUUGUUGGCGGCGACAUGGAGAAUCCCGCUUGACACAUAAUACUACAUCAUAUUCAUGUGAAAGGCCGGGCAGGGAAACAUUUGCUGAUGCUAUCUCUGGGCGAUUUGCAAGUAUGACCCCGUUAGACAAUCCAUACAAGCAUGAUGUUAGUCCACAAAGUAUAUCCUCUCAAGCAAGAACUCCUAAGCAGGUGAAACCUUAUAGUGGCAUAGACCAACCAUUUUCUGCUUCUUCAUCCGGAUCUAGACACAAGGAUUCCCCAUCGUCUUGUCUGUCUGGAAAACUGCCAUCACCAGAUCACACAGGUAAUGUUGUUUUUGACAUAUGCCAUAAGAAUAACCCGAACACUUUCAAGCUACAACCCUCGCUGUUGGAGAAGAACAGAGAGAAAAGGAAAGAAACUAAGCACAGUAUGGAUGCUCAAAACAUCAAAAUCUUAGGUGAUGGUAUGCUUCUUUUAAAGAGUUUCAUCCCCUUGAUGGAUCAGGUCAGGUUAGUGAAAACUUGCCGGGAGCUGGGCAUUGGUUCCGGAGGAUUCUACCAGCCUGGCUAUAGGGAUGGAGCAAAGCUGUCCUUGAGGAUGAUGUGCCUUGGUAAACAUUGGGAUCCUGAAACCAGCAAGUACAAUGAUCAAAGGCCUAUUGAUGGUGCAAAGCCUCCAGUAGUACCCGAUGAAUUUUGCAAUUUGGUUAAAAAUGCACUAUGCCAGACCCGAUCAUAUUUGGAAAAACAAUUGAAAUAUAAAGACAUAGAUACUGUUCUUCCCUUAAUGUCACCUGAUAUCUGUAUUGUCAAUUUCUACACAGCUACUGGCCAUCUCGGUCUACAUCAGGAUAAAGAUGAAAGUCGGCAAAGUUUGGACAAAGGGCUUCCUGUGGUCUCAUUUUCCAUCGGUGAUACUGCAGAAUUUUUGUAUGGCAGCGAGAAGGACAUAGACAGGGCUAACAAAGUGUUGCUGGAGUCAGGGGAUGUGUUAAUCUUUGGUGGCAAAUCAAGGCUAAUAUAUCAUGGUGUGAGCUCCAUUAAACUAGGAACUGCUUCUAAGAAUCUAUCAGGCAAAACUAAUCUUCAACCGGGUCGUCUGAAUCUCACUCUUAGACAGUACUGAGAAUGUUAUAGGUACUCCCGUGUGUUUUCUAUGCUACAAUAGACCAUUGUGGCCCCGCCUUAUGUAACUCUGUUUUGCUUUCUACUUUUACCUUGUCUUUUAGAUAUUUUGUUUUUGACGUAAAAUCUGGGUGGAAUGCGUCUCUUUUUCAUUUUAGAUUGGAACAAAUUUUUCCAAUACUAAUUGGAGGUGUGGAGCUUUAUCUGCCUUUA
Molecule: messenger RNA, 2264 nt
Organism: Cuscuta campestris
Lineage: Eukaryota; Viridiplantae; Streptophyta; Magnoliopsida; Solanales; Convolvulaceae
Source: the annotation of a GenBank genome assembly